Molecule: messenger RNA, 459 nt
Organism: Capronia coronata CBS 617.96
Lineage: Eukaryota; Fungi; Ascomycota; Eurotiomycetes; Chaetothyriales; Herpotrichiellaceae
Exons: 1
Coding region: 1-459 (152 amino acids)
Biological process (GO): mitochondrial respiratory chain complex IV assembly
Cellular component (GO): mitochondrial matrix
Source: RefSeq, a predicted model, not a curated record
AUGCCUCCUCAUUUACAUCCUCGCUCGACGGCGACAUCGACGCUUUUCGCCGGCACUCUCAUCGCGUCUUUUGUUGUCGUUGGCAUUCCACACAUUUUCCCCUGCCCUAGACCACGGACGGGCUAUGCGGAUGCAGAAAUCCAGUUAGACGAGGACGGCAGACCCAUCCGGCGGAAGAUGAGACGAGCUCCGAAGGAGGAUUCGUCCGCAUCGUCACCGAAGCAAGAGUCGGCAGGUCUCACAGAGGUGUUGAUGAGGAACGCGGCUGCACGGAAAGGCUUGACACAAUCGAAAGACCUCGAAGAAGAAGCCGCCCUGUUCCGAGACCUGCAGCGUGAAGCAGAGGCACUGGAAAAGGAGGCAAGAGAAUGCCCUGUUCCGAAGCCUAGUGGCGUGAUUGGACGGCUACUGGGGUUCGAAGACAAGAAGCUGGUGGUAGAUAUGGACGGGAAGAGCUAG